This is a messenger RNA of Sarcophilus harrisii (Tasmanian devil), 1004 nucleotides long. RefSeq lists its product as uncharacterized. Lineage: Eukaryota; Metazoa; Chordata; Mammalia; Dasyuromorphia; Dasyuridae. The coding region runs from base 194 to 832 and encodes 212 amino acids. The transcript is spliced from 3 exons. The record is from RefSeq and is a predicted model, not a curated record.
CCGCCCCCUCUGCCCCUCGGUCCCCAUCUCUCCGAAGUAACUCAGAUCUCCAACCAUCACCAAUCAUCUCUCGGGACCCGGAGCACAACUCAGCCCCUGGGCUGCUCCUCCCCGGAGGGCCCACGCUACUACAUGUGCAGGUGAAUUGCGCCCACUGCGGCCUAUCACCCUGGGCUGAGUGUUUGCCUUGGAGAUGAGUGGAGAGGAAGAGCUCCCUGGUCAGAGUGGGCCCCGGGGUUCUGGCCCAGUCGCCCAAGCAUGGGUGCUGGGGAUUCUUGGGCUCCUUCGCCUGGGGAUUCCCCAGAGCCGUGAAACCCUGUCCCUGAGCUCCGGGGAAAGGCUUGCUCAUCCCCCAGCCCCGCUUCUCCGGACCGCAGCACAGGCUUGGUGUGGGAUGGCCUUGUCCGGGCAGGUCGGUGCCUUUGGAGGCUUUGUGGCCAGAGGCUUUAGCUGCAUUUUAAUGGACACAGGGGCCCCUUGUUUAGACUUGAAGGCUGAAGGAGGAUUUCACAGAGGCCCGGAGAGACCUCCAGGAACUGACGCUGAGGGAAACCAGCAGAACCCGGAGAGCGUCGUCCGCGGCAACAGCAAGCUUACACAACGAUCAGUGUGGCUCUCCAACAGUGAGCCGGUCUGGGCCGGUUCCGAUGAUCUCGUGAUGGAGAGAGCCGUGUGCGCCCAGAGGGAGGGCCCGGCCGAGUGUGGCUCACAGCAUGGCAUCCUCACUCUCCGGCGUCCGCUCACGUUCACUUUUCUUUCUCGUUUUCUUUCCUUCUCGAUCCGAUUUUUCUUGUCCAGCAAGACCGCUCUUCUGUGGGACCAGAAGGCGUAGGAUCCCACCCUCACUUUUCUUACAUUUAAGAAAAGAAGAAGGAAGCAAGUGAGAGCACUUACCCGGAGGGGAAGGAUGGGAAGAGGUCCAGGUGGGUGAUGGAGGCCCGAACAUCGCAGCUCGCCUGUCCCUGGCUUGGGCCAGGAGAAGGCACUGGAGUGGUGAGUGCCCA